Messenger RNA from Hansenula ciferrii, 2274 nucleotides. It is a transcript of the gene SMY1, whose product is annotated as Smy1p. Gene Ontology annotation, biological process: microtubule-based movement; mitotic spindle organization. Lineage: Eukaryota; Fungi; Ascomycota; Saccharomycetes; Phaffomycetales; Wickerhamomycetaceae. The transcript has a single exon. Bases 1 to 2274 code for a protein of 757 amino acids. Gene Ontology annotation, molecular function: ATP binding; microtubule binding; microtubule motor activity. The record is from RefSeq and is a predicted model, not a curated record.
AUGGUACUGGAAGAAACACAGCUGAAUAGAGGUGCAAAUGCCCCACCGCUGUUGUCACCUCAAAGUCCAAAGUUCCCAGCUAAUUCUACUCCUUUGAAAAGAGGAACUUCACCAAUGAGAUCAAAUUCAACAGUAAGAAGAACAAUGAGUGAACGCAAACAGAAAAACAGAUUAAGCUCGUCAUCAUUGAUGACACCACAUCAAUUGAAUUCUCCAGAUUCUACAUUUGAUCAAACACCUAUAAAGAGAAAUAGUAGUGUGCUUAGGAGUAAAAGAAUGUCACAAGAGGUUAAUAAUAUCAAAGUUGUUGCUAGAUUUAGACCUUUAAAUAAUCAAGAGAUGAAUGCAGAAAACUUAUCAUCAUCGCCAUCAUCAUCAUCUUCUUCUUCAGUGGAAUUCUUAGAUCCAGAAUCUCUUUCGAUUAAUAAUGAAUUUUAUACUUUUGAUAAAGUAUUCGAUCCACAAUGUUCACAAUCAAUGAUUUUUGAUUAUUCAGUUGCCCAAACUGUUGAUGAUUUAUUUAAAGGUUAUAAUGGAGCAGUUUUAGCAUAUGGACAAACAGGAUCAGGGAAAUCAUAUACAAUGAUGGGUUCAUCAAUAGAUGAAGAAGAUUCAAAGGGAAUAAUACCAAGAAUUUCAGAUUUAAUUUUUCAAAGAAUUAGUCAAGGUGAUGAAAAUAUUGAAUAUACAUUAAGUGUUUCAUAUAUGGAAAUUUAUAUGGAAAAUAUUCGUGAUUUAUUAAGUCCAGAUUUCCAAAAUAGUUUAAAUUUAACUGUUCAUGAAGAUAAAACAAGUGGAGUUCAUGUAAGGAAUUUAAAUAAAAUUUAUAUUGGUUCUUCACAAGAAUUAUAUUCAGCUUUGAAAAGAGGUUCUGAAUUAAGAGCUACUGCAUCAACUGAAAUGAAUGUUGAAUCUUCAAGAUCUCAUGCAAUUUUCCAAUUAGAUUUAACUCAAGUUAAUCAACUUGAUGGUGCUACUAAAAAAUCAAAAUUAUUCUUGGUUGAUCUUGCAGGUAGUGAAAAAGUUAGUAAAACUGGUGCAUCUGGUCAAACUUUAGAAGAAGCUAAAAAAAUUAAUAGUUCUUUAAGUUCAUUGGGGAAUGUUAUAAAUGCAUUAACUGAUUCCAAAUCAACUCAUAUACCAUAUAGAGAUUCAAAAUUAACAAGAAUUCUACAAGAAUCAUUAGGUGGUAAUUCAAGAACAAGUUUAAUUAUAAAUUGUUCACCAUCUAUUCUGAAUUUACAAGAAACUAUUUCCACUUUAAGAUUUGGUACAAGAGCUAAAAAAAUUAAGAAUAAAGCACAUGUUAAUACUGAACCAAGUAGUUUAGAAAUGAUGAAACAAAUUGAAAAUUUGAAAUUAAUCAAUGAACAACAAGAAUUUAAGAAUAAAGAACUUUUGAAUGAACUUGAAUUAUGGAAAUCAGGUUCAAGAUCAAACGGUCCAACUGAUGAAGAAAUAGCUAUACAAAAACAAAAUGAAGAUUCCAAAAAUAAAGAAACAGAUUUAAUUAUUCAAUCACUUAAUGAACGAGUUAUGAAAUUUACUGAAAUUUUCUCACAAACACCAACAUUACAAUUAGGUUCACAAGUAACAAAUGUACCAUUACAAAAACAAUUAGAAGAUACAUUAUUUGUUAAUAAAUCAUUAAUUGAAGAUUUAAAUGAAAAAUGUUCUAAAAUUGUGGAAUUAGAAGUUAAAUUAGAUCAAGUUCAAGAUAAAUUAAAUAAAAUUUCAUCAAUUGAUCCAGAAUUAGAAGAACAAAAAGUUCAAGCUUUGGAACAAACUUUAGAUAAAUUUAGUGAUAAAUUAGAAGAAUUAGAACAACAAAAUAAUUUAUUGAAAAAAGAUAUGAUUUCCACCAAAAAAAUUGCAGAUACAAGAAAUGAACGUAUUCAAACUUUAGAAUUAAUGGUCAAAGAUCAACAAUUACAAGCAAAUAAAGAAAGUGCAAAUUUUGAAAGUAAGUUAACUUUCUUAAAAGAUAGAUUAUCAAGUGUUAAGAAAUCAUCAUCUAAUCAAGCGAGUUCUAGUCAACAACAACAAUCUCAACAACAAGGUCAAAGAAGUUUUUCAAAUAAUUUUAUGUCACAAAUUAAUGAAAUUGAUUCAUCAUUUGAUUCUUUUAAUAGUGGAGAAUUUAACAAUUAUAGAUCUGAUGGUAAUAUGUUGUCCAGAAAAACUACUAAUAGUAGCAAUCAUAGUUUUAAUGGUAGAGUUGGAUUAAAUUUAAAUAUUUUAAAACCAAUUAGAGGUGGUGGUAAAAAGGAAUAA